Messenger RNA from Dipodomys spectabilis (banner-tailed kangaroo rat), 2313 nucleotides. It is a transcript of the gene Ro60, whose product is annotated as Ro60, Y RNA binding protein. Gene Ontology annotation, molecular function: RNA binding. The coding region runs from base 119 to 1735 and encodes 538 amino acids. NCBI's taxonomy places the organism in Eukaryota, Metazoa, Chordata, Mammalia, Rodentia, Heteromyidae. The transcript has 9 exons. Gene Ontology annotation, cellular component: ribonucleoprotein complex. The record is from RefSeq and is a predicted model, not a curated record.
GCUGGUCGCCGCCCGUCAGGCCGGCAGCUCGGGUCGUCUUCCGUCGCUGCGCAGGGAGCGUUUCGCGGGCUUCGGGGCCGGUUUCCGGGCAGAGUAGGUUUUCUCACAGACAAGAAAAAUGGAGGAGUCAGUAAACCAAAUGCAGCCACUGAAUGAGAAGCAAAUAUCCAACUCUGAAGGUGGAUAUGUAUGGCAGGUCACUGACAUGAAUCGCCUACAUCGGUUCUUAUGCUUUGGUUCUGAAGGUGGGACUUACUACAUCAAAGAACAGAAACUGGGCCUGGAAAAUGCUGAAGCUUUGAUUAGACUGAUCGAAGAUGGCAGAGGAUUUGAAGUGAUACAGGAAAUAAAGUCUUUCAGUCAAGAAGGCAGAACGGCAAAACAAGAGCCUUUGCUCUUUGCACUGGCUAUUUGUUCCCAGUGUUCUGACAUCAGCACAAAACAAGCAGCAUUUAAAGCUGUUCCUGAGGUUUGUCGCAUCCCUACCCAUCUCUUUACCUUUAUCCAAUUCAAGAAAGACCUGAAGGAGAGCAUGAGAUGUGGGAUGUGGGGUCGUGCUCUUCGGAAAGCAGUUGCAGACUGGUACAAUGAAAAAGGUGGCAUGGCACUGGCUCUAGCAGUUACAAAAUACAAACAAAGAAAUGGCUGGUCUCACAAAGAUCUUUUGAGACUGUCACAUCUUAAACCUUCCAGUGAAGGACUUGCCAUUGUGACCAAAUAUAUUACAAAGGGCUGGAAAGAAGUUCAUGAAUUAUAUAAAGAAAAAGCACUUCCUGUGGAGUCUGAAAAAUUACUGAAGUAUCUGGAGGCUGUAGAGAGAGUGAAGCGCACAAAAGAUGAACUUGAAGUCAUUCACCUAAUAGAAGAGCAUAGGUUAGUUAGGGAGCAUCUGCUGACAAAUCACUUAAAGUCUAAAGAGGUAUGGAAGGCCUUGUUACAAGAAAUGCCUCUUACUGCAUUACUAAGGAAUCUGGGAAAGAUGACUGCUAACUCAGUGCUUGAACCAGGGAAUUCUGAAGUGUCUUUAGUAUGUGAAAAACUAUGUAAUGAAAAACUGUUAAAAAAGGCUCAUAUACAUCCUUUUCAUGUUUUGAUUGCACUAGAAACUUACAAGGCGGGCCAUGGGCUCAGAGGAAAGCUGAAGUGGUGCCCAGAUGAGGAGAUCCUGAAAGCAUUGGAUGCUGCUUUUUAUAAAACAUUUAAGACAGUUGAGCCAACUGGAAAGCGUUUUUUAUUGGCUGUUGAUGUCAGCGCAUCUAUGAACCAGAGAGUCCUGGGCAGCAUACUGAAUGCCAGUACAGUUGCCGCAGCCAUGUGCAUGGUGGUCACAAGAACAGAGAAAGAUUCUUACAUAGUUGCUUUUUCAGAUGAAAUGGUCCCAUGUCCAGUGACUACAGACAUGACCUUACAGCAAGUUUUACUGACUAUGAAUCAAAUCCCGGCAGGUGGCACUGACUGUGCUCUCCCCAUGAUCUGGGCUCAGAAGACAAGCACAGCUGCGGACGUCUUCAUCGUCUUCACUGACAAUGAGACCUUUGCUGGAGGUGUCCACCCUGCUGUGGCUCUGAGGGAGUAUCGGAAGAAAAUGGAUAUUCCAGCUAAACUGAUUGUUUGUGGAAUGACAUCAAAUGGUUUUACUAUUGCAGACCCAGAUGACAGAGGCAUGUUGGAUAUGUGUGGCUUUGACACUGGCGCUCUAGAUGUAAUUAGAAAUUUCACAUUAGAUGUGAUUUAACUGUAAGCACCAGUUGUGGCCUAAGAGGUCGUCCACUGCCCUCCUUGACUCCUACAAACACUGGCUACUUCCCUGCUAAUAUCAGUGCACUGACGGUGGUUCAGUAUGUGCAGAAUGGGAACUUAUUUCACCCAAAUGAAGGGAAACAAGGAAGAGACGAAAAAGGAAAGGAGGAAGGAACAAAAUAAGAGGUGCCCAAGAUUAUGUACUAAGCACUUGGGAAGUAGGUUCAAGAUACUGUAGCUUCCUCUAUAUACUAGAGAACUUCUGUUGUUAAUAGACACUGUCAAAUAGUCAAACAUUUGUACUUACGAGGUGAGAUCCAAAAGUAUGGGCAGUUCCACAUCACCUGUUUGAGAACUGCUUAUUGUUUUCUUAAACAUUUUCAUUGGAAAAACACAGCUUUGAUAAUGUCCAAUAUCUCUGCAGUACACUAGACCAUGUAACUGUGAGGGGAGAUCAGACUCCUUCAGACUUACACCACAGGGUCCAAAAAAAGUAAAACAUUUGAUUAAAUUAUGAAUGAGGUUUACAAAUUCAGAGCUUUCUAAGAUCACAUAAAGAACAGUUUAUUCAGU